GUAUCUAUCUCCACUUCCCCUCCGCCUCAAAACUCAUUUUAGCUCAUUCAACUCAAAUCAGUUUUCCUUAUCCUUUGUCUGUUUCUGUUAUUGGGUUCCUUCUGGCGUCAAAAAUUACACCUAUUGCUGUUAUGUUGAUAAUAAGCUCGCUCUCAACCAACAGCUUUCUCUAGCAUCCCUUUUGGACUCUACUUGCACCAGUAUUAUAGGAGUAGAUGCAUUGAUGAUGGAGGAGGAGGGGGCGCCUGCACGUCGACGUCUGGCCAUUCUUUCUUCCCAUAUUCGCCCAAUUCCUCCCCAAACUCAACCCCACCCCCAAUGCUCUUUUGCCGUCUUCCCUUCGAAUUGUGCUUCUGAGACUGGGCAAAGCCAAGAAGAAGCUGCUGAUUGCGUCUUUUGCAAGAUUGUUCGAGGCCAAGCUCCGGCUUUGAAGGUCUAUGAAGAUGAUGUAUGUCUCUGCAUUUUGGACUCAAAUCCUCUGAGCCAUGGGCACUCACUUAUUAUCCCAAAACGUCAUUUUUCUUCUUUGGAGGCAACUCCUCCGGAAGUUGUAGGCGCUAUGUGUUCAAAAGUACCUUUCAUUAGCAAAGCUGUAAAGAAGGCCACUGGUUGUGAUUCAUUUAAUCUGUUAGUUAACAACGGCGCUGCAGCUGGCCAAGUCAUAUUUCAUACUCACAUUCACAUAAUUCCUCGCAAGGCAAGUGAUUGCUUAUGGGCUUCUGAGAGUUUGAGAAGGCGGAAAUUGAAGUUAGAUCAGGAAGGUUUGCGACUGGCACGUAGCAUCCGCGAUAGGUUACAGUUUGUGGAGAAUUUUGAUGAAAGCAAGGGACAAGGGUCCAGUCUCCUGGGGAGCUAGAAGGAGAAUUAAUUGUCUGGUUUGUUGUAGUAUAUUGAUAGCGGAGAUGUCUUCUUUCAUCAGUUUUGUGCUGUGGUGCCGAAGUACAUUACGGUCAAUUUACAGCUUCAUCUUGUUUGCAGGAACUGCUCUACUCUCUCUCCUUGUUCUUUUGCUUCUUCUCAGUUCUCUCA
Coffea eugenioides is the source of this 1029-nucleotide messenger RNA. Its product is annotated as adenylylsulfatase HINT3. The transcript is spliced from 7 exons. NCBI's taxonomy places the organism in Eukaryota, Viridiplantae, Streptophyta, Magnoliopsida, Gentianales, Rubiaceae. The record is from RefSeq and is a predicted model, not a curated record. Gene Ontology annotation, molecular function: adenylylsulfatase activity. Bases 224 to 856 code for a protein of 210 amino acids. Gene Ontology annotation, biological process: sulfur compound metabolic process; purine ribonucleotide metabolic process.